CCAGGGACAGUAUUCACCCAACUACAGGAUUCUACUGCCCCUAGAUCUCAAGAUCUGAUAUUGCCCCUCAACACUUGCCUCAGCUUUACGAUGAACUUUCAAGCUGUCGGUUAUUCCUCUCUCCUCAUCCUCCUUUCUUGAAGAAGCUCUUGAUCGUCGUCGUCCACCUCCAGCAUAUGUUUCCGGCACAUCUCACGUUGGCGGAAUCUUCUCAGAGAUGGACCAAGCUGCUCCACUACUAGUACACAACGAAAAUGAUGAUGUCUCGCUCCAGGAACAUUCAAUGCCCCAGCCUGACGAAGACCUUGAUGCGGGCACUGCUGGAUCUCGAACAAAAUGGACAACCUUCCUGACCUCUACGCUCAAAUCGACGAACUUUUGGGCAUUCCUGCCACGCUACAUUCAGCCUGGUGGCCGACAAAUGUACCAAGCCAGACGUUCCCCUACUUCUUACCUCGACGCUCUACGUGGCUACGCAGCCUUGCUAGUCUACAUCUACCAUUGUUGGGAUCUACCAGAAUCUCCCAUAUUCCGAUUCCACUUUCUUCGGGUCCCCUGGAUUGGCGGCGCAGGCAUGGUGGCCAUCUUCUUUGUCAUCUCAGGCUACGUCCUGAGCUUUCGGAUCGUGAAGCUGAUUCGAAACGAGGAAUCUGCGAAGCUGCUCGACACUCUUGCCUCAUCGAUUUUUCGGCGCUUCCUACGGCUUUACUUUGCCACGGGCUUUGCAACGUUGGUGUCAGCCUGUUUCGUUUACCUCGGCUGGUUCGUCCCGUACGAAGACCUUCGACAACGUACUAUCCUAGCUCAGCUGUUGCACUGGUUCCGUAACUUUGUCUACAGCAGCAAUCCGUUCGCGGACAUCGAGGGCUGGAUACAUGAAGGUGUCUUUUUCACAAGGUACCUGGCUCAGAUGUGGACAAUUCCGGUCGAAUACCGUGGCAGCAUCGUCAUCUUCGUCUUCUGCACGGCGGCAUGCAAACUGACGACAAGAUCCCGCUUCGUAUUCUUGUGGAUUGUGAUUUUCUUCAGCUACUACUGGCGCGUCGCCUACGUGGUCGAGUUCAUGUUUGGUGUAUUCAUCGCGGAGCUCUCCCUGAUCCGACACCCCGAACGACAUGGCCGCCCCGCUUUGGAGGUGGUUCCCGACAUGUCUGCACAAAGCGAUGAGAAGGAGUUUUUGCGCCCCAAUCGAAAGGCUUGGGUAGAUUGCGCCACCCAAGUCGCGUCAUACGGGUUGUUGAUACUAGGCUGGUUCCUCCUUGGCCAGCCUGAUCCACCAGACCUAGGCCUCUCAGGUCCUUGGCCCUGGCAGUAUCUUCACGCGCUGAUCCCCACCUGGUAUGGGGAAGCAGCCUACACGUUUUGGCCGUCAAUCGCUGCUUGCUGCGUUGUGUUGGCCAUUGACCUCAACACCACGCUUCAGCGCCCGUUUGAGUGGAGUUUCUCACAAUAUCUUGGUGAUCUCUCAUUCGGCGUAUACGCCAUGCACAUUAUACUGAUUCACGCGGUAUACAAGCCUGUCAUACUGGUCUGGCAGGCGCGGCAUCUGGGAGACUCGACUCUCGCCUUUCUCCCUGGUGCGAUAGCACUUACGCUUCUUGUCCUGUGGGCCGGGGACUAUUUUUCAAGGGUGGAUAAGAAGAUCGUACAAUUUGGGAGAUGGCUGCAGACUCGGCUCUUCGUAAAGUGGGAGUAGCAGAGUCAAACAUCAUCUUCCUACCGUGUAUGUAGAAAGCAUAAGUACUUUGAGUAAUUCAGACUUUCAGCUGGGCUGGG
This is a messenger RNA of Exophiala xenobiotica, 1776 nucleotides long. RefSeq lists its product as uncharacterized. Bases 218 to 1696 code for a protein of 492 amino acids. Gene Ontology annotation, cellular component: membrane. Gene Ontology annotation, molecular function: acyltransferase activity, transferring groups other than amino-acyl groups. NCBI's taxonomy places the organism in Eukaryota, Fungi, Ascomycota, Eurotiomycetes, Chaetothyriales, Herpotrichiellaceae. Gene Ontology annotation, biological process: polysaccharide biosynthetic process. The record is from RefSeq and is a predicted model, not a curated record. The transcript has a single exon.